Molecule: messenger RNA, 1111 nt
Organism: Aedes aegypti (yellow fever mosquito)
Lineage: Eukaryota; Metazoa; Arthropoda; Insecta; Diptera; Culicidae
Exons: 3
Coding region: 316-1014 (232 amino acids)
Source: RefSeq, a predicted model, not a curated record
UAAUUUGUGAUUUUGUGGUCCGAGUCAGUCUGAGGUUUGCCACAGGUUAGCACGCUUUAGAGUUCACAUCGAGAAUCAUUAAAACGCGUAAUGGAGUUUCGGAUAUCGUCGUUCGUCAUCAAAAGCAAUUGAGAGAAUAAUUGUAACCUCUUAUCAAUGAAUAUGCUGCACAACGCGUUCGUCUUAUCAUAAUUGAUGUACAAUUUUUGUCGGACCGACUGCAACAAGACAAAAGCUCAACCAAACUAGUGAAUUUGUUGUACUGAAGUGUGUUUACUGCGUGUUAAAAAGACAUUGAACAAAGUCGUCCGGGCAAUGGAGCUGCAAAAUCAAAUUUAUUUGAUUUUUUCCAUUUUUGGCGGUGUAUGCACUCUUCUACUGGUGUUCAUUGUGGUACUGGCAAUAUAUGUAGUCAAUCUGAAGAAAGUUGUGACUAUCGUCAAGGAGCCUGAAAGAAAAUAUGAAAACUACGGAUUCGAACACGAUGUACCGGUCCACAAUAUCACAGAUGACCUGCGGUCAAUAAAAUCACAGAAUAACCGACGUCCACCUCAAAAAAGCAAUUUGUCGAAACCGCGGAAUGACGACGUUCACACUAAUACUCGGCGCACUGAAAAACGAUCGGCCGGAGGAAUAAGUCGUAAUGACCGAAAGCAUCAGUAUUCAGAGAGUGGAGACACAUCUGGAAGAGAUUUCGACAGUGCUUUCGAUAACGAAAUAAACAAUAUGUUUGAUAUCGAUGACGACGAAGACGACCAAGAUAGUGUCGUAAGCGACAGAAAUUCGCGAUAUAAUCACCAACGUCGCCAAAAGAAUACAGCACCUCCUCAACCACCAUCGGCCGGCGGAAUGGUCCCCAACCAAGGAAACCGAAACCGUAAUUUCAGUCACAGAGACAACCCGCAGCAACAGAUGGGUCGACCAGUGCGAGGAAACGGAUAUCCGGGAUCUGGAUACAAUUCAGGUAAUCCGCACGAAGGCAAAACAUACUUCAAUGAACGGGGUAUGUAUUAAACAAAAAAAAGUGAGUUACGAAUGUAUAAGAAGAGUAUUAGUUUCAGUUAAUACACACGAUAACAGUUUAACGAUAGUUUAUUUUAAAAAUACUUCA